UCCACACACUGCCCCCCCCCUCGGUGUUGUGUAAAGUGGUGGGUGUGGCGUAGGUGCCCUCUGAUCUACCCACCCUCUGUGUGUGGGUGGGGGAACCCCGGGGCUGGCACCGGUCUGUUAUAAGGAGGAAGCGCAGAAGACAUUGUGAAUGGCUAAAAAUAUGGACUAUAAAGCUUACCAUGCCAACCCCAAACCACCGCUUCCGUGACAUUGAGAGGACAGCAGAGUACCUCCAACCAGAGAAGUGUCUCCCGCCACCAAUAGAUUACUCCAUGGAUAAAGUGUGGUUCAUCAAAGAUGGCUGCGGCAUUGCAUGUGCCAUAGUUACCUGGUUUCUGGUUUUCUAUGCAGAGUUUGUUGUUCUUUUUGUUAUGCUGCUGCCCUCCAAAAAUUUGGUUUAUAGCACAAUAAAUGGGAUUAUAUUUAAUGUGUUGGCAUUCCUAGCCCUGGCUUCACAUCUACGCGCCAUGAUCACUGAUCCUGGUGCUGUUCCUAAAGGAAACGCUACAAAGGAAUUUAUUGAAAGCCUGCAACUGAAGCCAGGACAAGUGGUUUACAAAUGCCCAAAAUGUUGCAGCAUCAAGCCUGACAGGGCUCACCAUUGCAGUGUAUGUAAAAGAUGCAUUAGGAAGAUGGAUCACCAUUGUCCAUGGGUAAAUAAUUGUGUGGGAGAAAACAACCAGAAAUUCUUUGUUUUGUUCACUAUGUAUAUAGCCCUGAUUUCCCUGCAUGCCCUCAUCAUGGUAGGGUUUCAUUUCCUGUACUGUUUUGAAGAAGACUGGACAAAGUGUAGCUCCUUCUCUCCGCCAACCACAGUCAUCCUCCUCAUUCUGCUAUGUUUUGAGGGUCUACUCUUCCUCAUCUUCACCUCUGUAAUGUUUGGCACACAAGUACACUCAAUCUGUACUGAUGAAACGGGCAUAGAACAGUUGAAAAAGGAAGAGAGAAGAUGGGCUAAAAAAACAAAAUGGAUGAACCUGAAAGCAGUAUUUGGCCAUCCGUUCUCAAUAGCAUGGCUUAGCCCCCUCGCCAAACCAGACCAUGGGAAAGCAGAUCCUUACCAGUAUGUGGUCUGAGGGAUUCUGUGCCAGCUGUGUUGCACAGAAAGUUGCCACAUUACUUGCAUUUACUAGCUUGACAUUGAAUGUUUCAUAAAAAUACAAUUCUAUUUUUGAAAUGGCCAAGAGUUACUGCUGAGAAGAAGCCACCAACAUGCAGCAGUUCUGUUUGCUCCUGUUUUCUUGAACCGUUAUGUCAUGAUUUUUUCCUUUUGUUUCUCUGCUUUCUUUACAAUAACACAAUGAUUGCCACUCCUUGGCUUUUUAUUACUUCCAGCUCUGCUAACCAACCUGACUUGACUUUAUCUGCCAUCAUUUGCCAUAGCUGACUGUGCCAACUAACCACUAACGUUUAUUUGGGCCUGGUCGUAAGAAUGCAUCAUUUCUGAGGAUAACUUGAAUUAGGUGAUGUUUGCAACUCCCAGAUAACCUGCACUGCUGAAAACUGAAGACAAAUUUCUUAUCACAGACUUUAUUAUUUGUAGUGAUAUUAUGGUUUUGAGAGGCCGGUUUUCUAGAAAAAAAAAUAUGAGUAAUCAUUUGUAUGUUCAUUCACUUGAGGGAAGACGUCAAGGGUACUUCCGAAUAAAAAAUAAAUAAAUAAAAAUUGCCCAGAAUGGCAGCAUUUAAAAAAACAAACUGGACUUGCCCACUGUUGCACCAUUGGUGCCUCCGGUAUCGCACUCCCAUCUUUUGCGGUGUUCUUGCUUCUUCUUGUGGUUGGCACAUCACUGUAGUGUAAAUAAUUUCUGGCCACAGUGAUAUCCCCCCUUAGUCGGUGGUAGGCUGAGUGGCAGUGUAAUACAUUACGCCCUGACCCAGUUUUUCUUCCUGGUGCCGGGGCCCAAUACGUCACGUUGCCACUCAGCCAAUCACUAGCCGAGGCAGAACAUCUUGUGUCAACCGCUAGAAGCAGAAAGAGUAUCGCUUGGGAGAAUGGGAGCGCAAUACCAGAGGAGCGACGGUAGGUAAGUCCAGUUUGUUUUUGUUUAAAUGCCAAAUUCUAAGUUUUAUUUUUAUUUUUUUUAUCGCAGAGUGCUCCAUUUAAACUACUGACAUUACCGAAUAUAUGUCUUUCUUUAAGGUUUUCCAUAAUGUCCUCCUGACCUUGUGGGAAGCAAGGGUAUUAGUUUAAAAUGUAUUAUUUUAAGAACUAUUACAUGAGGUGUUAACUUUUAAUCAAAGUAUGGCAUAUAUAAAGAGUGGUAAUGUUAGGAAAUGGUGCUGUUAUUUCUCCCUGCUACAUGACUGAGAGAAGUCUUCUAAAACCAAGGUCGUAUGGGCUUGACAUAUAUUAAGUGUCAACUCCAACUUUUCAAUGCACUCCAUUUAUCAAUUUUGCACUGUUCAUGUGCUUUGUGUGCUGGAUUGCUGCCACUCUCUAAUAAUAAGCAUGCCUUUCUGCCAGGGUAACAUGUUAUCAUGUAGGAUUCUCUGCAGACACUGACGAUAGAUCAAACAGAUGAUGCAGGAACAUGAGUAUGUCACAACAUUGUUAUAUUAUGGUCCCAUACAGCCCAACCUUUACAGCUUGGAAAAAUGCCUUUCAUUCUGAUGUCUCAUUUACCUCCUCAGCCUCAUAUCAUUUAUGAGGUGUAGCAUGGUAGUAAGAUUUAUGUGAAUAGAUGGAAAACUUCCAAAAAGUUAAUAUAAAGUUAAAAUGGUACUAUAACUCGGCCUUUCUCGAUCAGUCUAGAAUGGUUAUCUUAUGGGUCUUUUGAUUCACAUUCUACAUUUGUCAAGCCCUAUCAGCCCUAUCGGCUGUUCUGUCAAUUUAUGUGAUGAUAUGUGAAGGUCUUUCUUUGUAACUUCAAGCAUACAAUAAAAAUUCAGUUUAUGCCCCUAUUUGAAGCCCUGCUUACCAGAAUGGUGCCAGUCUGGAGAUCCUCUGCCCUCUUCUACGCUGCAAUUGAAGCCUGGGUUGUCCAUAACUACAGCACCGCAGUAAUUUUUCAAUAUAUUGACUCCUAAAUGGCUCAUGACAGUGCCACUUUAUUAUUAUGGGCAGUUUCAGCUUUAGAGAAUUACAGAGAACCUCUGGGUUGGCUGGAUGUUGAAAAUUGAGACAAUAGAGACAUGUAGAGCUUCAUAAGGGUAUUGAAACCAAAGACAGAGACACAUUCAGAGGGCACAAUCAGACUGUUCCAUAUGUGUGAAUAGGAAAGACGCUUAUGGAAAUUAAGAGAACAGCAGACAGUUUACUAGAAUAUAGUACUACUGCGGGGUGCUAAGCUAAAAAUAGCUGGACAGGAUGCAAGAUAAGUAGAAGAAUAGAAGCUCGCACUCACCGCUCUUGUAGAA
Molecule: messenger RNA, 3359 nt
Organism: Hyla sarda
Lineage: Eukaryota; Metazoa; Chordata; Amphibia; Anura; Hylidae
Gene: ZDHHC3
Product: zinc finger DHHC-type palmitoyltransferase 3
Exons: 7
Coding region: 180-1076 (298 amino acids)
Biological process (GO): peptidyl-L-cysteine S-palmitoylation; protein targeting to membrane
Cellular component (GO): endoplasmic reticulum; Golgi apparatus
Molecular function (GO): protein-cysteine S-palmitoyltransferase activity
Source: RefSeq, a predicted model, not a curated record